GGUUUGGGGUCCAAGCUUCUGAACUUAAUAUUCAAGAAGCUUUGAAUUUUUUUUGAUAAGGUGAAAACGCCCCUUUUUUCAGUGACUUUUAUCUGAACAAGUUUCUGAGGAUAAAGAAGGCAGUUUACAGAAGGAAAGUGUUCUGUCUUACAGAGAAUAUUUUGCGGAUGUCCACUGGAGUUAAACUCUGAAAUAUCAUUUUCUUGAUCAUUUUUAUAACCAUUUAGAAUAAGAACAAAGAAGAAUGGAUGGAGAGAAUUGCUCCUCCUUGACUGAAUUCCGCCUCGUGGGAAUUACUAAUAACCCUGAGAUGAAAGUGACCGUAUUCACCUUGUUUCUGGUGGUUUAUCUCAUUAUUCUUGUGGCAAAUCUUGGAAUGAUCUUUUUAAUAAGAAUGGACUCCCAGUUUCAAACACCAAUGUACUUUUUCCUCAGCCACCUCUCCUUCUGUGACCUGAGCUAUUCCACAGCAGUUGGACCCAAGAUGCUGGUGGACCUCUUAGCCAAAGACAAAACAAUUUUUUUCUAUGGCUGUGCUCUGCAGUUCUUCAUAUUUUGUAUCUUUACAGAUUCCGAGUGUCUCCUGCUGGCAGUGAUGGCCUUUGAUAGGUACAAGGCCAUUAGCAACCCCUUGCUCUAUAUAGUCAACAUGUCCAGCAGGGUGUGCUCCAUGUUUGUGGUUGGUAUUUAUCUGGUGGGCAUAGUGGACGCUUUGAUACAUACCACGUUAACUUUCUGCUUAUGUUUCUGUGGGUCAAACGAAGUUAACCAUUUCUUCUGUGAUGUUCCUCCACUUCUGUUGCUAUCUUGUUCAGAUAAACAGGUCAAUGAGUUAGUGAUAUUCACUGUUUUUGGCUUCAUUGAACUGAGUACCCUUUCAGGGGUUUUAGUCUCUUACUGUUACAUCACCCUCUCAGUCUUAAAGAUCCGCUCUGCUCGGGGAAAGUUCAAAGCUUUCUCCACCUGCACUUCUCACUUAACUGCUGUUACAAUGUUCCAGGGAACUAUGCUCUUUAUGUAUUUCCGGCCAAGUUCUGCCUACUCUCUAGAUCAAGACAAAAUGAUCUCAUUGUUUUAUACCCUUAUUAUUCCCAUGUUAAACCCCUUAGUAUACAGCCUAAGGAAUAAAGAUGUGAAAGAAGCUCUAGCAAAACUAAAAAAAACAAAUGCUGUUUUAAAUAGUUACACACAUAAGAAGUAG
Messenger RNA from Loxodonta africana (African savanna elephant), 1201 nucleotides. RefSeq names its product olfactory receptor 5W2-like. The transcript has a single exon. Gene Ontology annotation, molecular function: G protein-coupled receptor activity; olfactory receptor activity; odorant binding. Gene Ontology annotation, biological process: G protein-coupled receptor signaling pathway. Bases 245 to 1201 code for a protein of 318 amino acids. The record is from RefSeq and is a predicted model, not a curated record. Gene Ontology annotation, cellular component: membrane. NCBI's taxonomy places the organism in Eukaryota, Metazoa, Chordata, Mammalia, Proboscidea, Elephantidae.